Molecule: messenger RNA, 1248 nt
Organism: Penicillium atrosanguineum
Lineage: Eukaryota; Fungi; Ascomycota; Eurotiomycetes; Eurotiales; Aspergillaceae
Exons: 1
Coding region: 1-1248 (415 amino acids)
Source: RefSeq, a predicted model, not a curated record
AUGCCGACCUCUACUGUCCUCACCUCUAAGGUGUCCGCUGGAUCACCGUAUCAGCUGGACUCACCCCAGGUUUGUCGCAAUUGCCCCCCCAGAAAACCCAGCGCACUUGCUAAUUGUCCAAAGGUUGUCAAAGCCUCGUCAGCGCUGCUGCGCCAUAUCAAGUCGAACCAGGAAGCGAAGGAAAAGUCCGCAACCAAGAAGACCCUGAUCGGUGACAACGAUGACUCCGGUGAUGAGGAGACCCCUCUCAACAACGAGGCCAUCUGGCUUAUUCUCACCACCAAGAAGCACGUCGUGGAUAAGAACCGCCUGAAGCCGGGCAAGAUCACCCUCCCCCACUCCCUCAACUCGUCGCCUUCCCUCAGCGUGUGCCUUAUCACCGCCGAUCCCCAGCGUAGCGUCAAGGACAUUGUCGCCGACGCUUCCUUCCCCCAAGAACUCUCCUCGCGCAUUGAGAAGGUCAUCGGCUUCAGCAAGCUAAAGGCCCGCUACCAGAGCUUCGAGAGCCGUCGCCAAUUGCUCGCUGAGUACGACGUCUUCCUCGCUGAUGAGCGCAUCAUCACUCGCCUGGUCCCUACCCUAGGCAAGAUUUUCUACAAGUCCAGCAAGCGUCCCAUCCCCAUUCGCAUCCAGAAGAUCGAGAAGGUGGAUGGCAAGCGAGUCAAGGCGGACCCUAAGAAGAAGACCAGCAAGGAGGAGAAGCGCGCCGAGUUCGCCGCUCCUCUGAUUGUCGCCAAGGAGAUUGAGCGCGCCUUGCACAGCGCCCCCGUUCAGCUCGCUCCCUCUACCAGCACCGCCAUCCGUAUCGGCUCCUCCAAGUUCACUGCAGAGCAGUUGUCGGAGAAUGUUUCCGCCGUCGUCAAGGGGAUGACCGAGAAGUUCGUUUCAAAGGGUUGGAGAAACAUCAAGAACAUUCACAUCAAGGGUGCCAACACCACGGCCCUGCCCAUCUGGCUGUCCGAUGAGUUGUGGGUUGACAAUGCCGAUGUCUUGGAAGAGGGUGCUGAGACCGCCGCCAUCGAGAACGGUGCCACCAACAAGAAGCGCAAGUCCAUUGGCGAGGAGAAGGCUAUUGAGAGCAAGAAGACCAAGAAGACCAAGUCUGCUGAGGAGGAGGAUGACUCCGCCGAGGUUGCAGCACGGAAAGAGAAGCUCCAGAAGCUCAAGGCUCAGGCCCUUGAGGAUGGUGAGCCUGCCAAGCCCGACACAUCCAAGGCUGGCAAGAAGAAGAGAAAGUCCACCUCAUGA